This is a messenger RNA of Protobothrops mucrosquamatus (brown spotted pit viper), 1092 nucleotides long. Its product is annotated as keratin, type I cytoskeletal 17-like. Gene Ontology annotation, molecular function: structural molecule activity. Bases 25 to 1092 code for a protein of 355 amino acids. Lineage: Eukaryota; Metazoa; Chordata; Lepidosauria; Squamata; Viperidae. The record is from RefSeq and is a predicted model, not a curated record. The transcript is spliced from 6 exons.
GUGGUUGGAGCUGUCCCUGCUGGCAUGGUAGGUGGCAUGGGUCAUCCAGGUGUUGUUGGUGGCAUGGGUGGUGUGGUACCUAACCCUGGAGCAGUUGCUGGAUUGAUUGGAGAACCUGUUUGUGGAGGUAUUUUCUCUAAUCUUGAUGGGAAGAUGACCAUGCAGAACCUCAACGAUCGCCUGGCCAGCUAUCUAGACAAAGUCCGAUGCCUGGAAGAGGAAAAUGCCGAACUUGAGUGCCGAAUCAGAGAAUUUUAUGCCAAGCAAGGCCCUCUGUCUGAACCAAAGGACUAUAGUCAUUACCACCAGCAAAUUGAAGAUCUUAAAAACCAGCUUAUUUGUGCAAGUGUGGAGAAUAACAAACUCCUUCUGUGCAUUGAUAACAGCAAACUGACUGCUGAUGAUUUCAGAUCCAAGUAUGAGACGGAAUGCUGCCUCCGUCAGAAUGUGGAGGCUGAUAUUAAUGGACUGCAUCAAAUCCUGGAUCAGCUGACUGCCUGCCGAUCUGACCUGGAUAUACAGUGUGAGAACCUGCAAGAUGAGCUAUGCUGCCUAAGGAAAAACCAUGAGGAGGAAGUUGCCUGCCUGAAGAACCAGGCCUCUGGAGAUGUCAGUGUGGAAGUGAAUGCCUGUCCUGGGCCAGAUCUGAAGAAAAUCCUGGAGGAGAUGAGAUGCAAAUAUGAAUCAAUGAUUGAAGGAAACCGCAAGGAAGUAGAAACAUGGUAUGAAUCCAAGAUUGAGGAGGUGAAUCGUGAUGUCUGCACCAGCAGUCAGGAGAUUGAAGAAAGCAACAACAAGGUCACUGAAUUAAGACGCCAACUACAAGCCCUGGAGAUUGAAUAUGAUGCCCAGUGCAGCCUGAGGGACACUCUAGAAGGUUCCCUGGGUGAAACUGAGCUUCGCUACAACAGCCAUUUGGCUGAGCUCCAGGAGCGCAUCUCCUGUCUGGAGCAGCAGUUGGCAGAAUUGCGGUCAGAAAUGGAAUGCCAGAACCACGACUACACAGAGCUCCUGGAUGUCAAAAGCCGCUUGGAGAAGGAGAUUGCCACCUACCGGGGCUUGCUGGAAGGGGGGCAACAUGACAUUGUGUGA